AUGAAGGGCUUAGGAGAUAACAGAAGCCGCCACCUUUCUGAUAACCUGGACUCUCCUCAAGACUCUCUUUAUGCCCCCCAGGACAGGAACCCUUACCUCCUCAGCCCCACUGACUCCUUCACCAUGGACCCCCGAUUCCCAGCCCAGAAUACCCUUCAUGGCGACUGUCUCCUUCCACUCAACAACCAGAUCUCCAACAGCAGCACUUUCCCCCGCAUCCAUUACAACUCUCACUUCGAGGUCCCAGAUGACAACCCUUUUCCGAGCCAUGCCCAAGCCACUAAAAUCAACCGCCUGCCUGCAAACCUCCUUGACCAGUUUGAGAAGCAGCUGCCUAUCCACAGAGACGGCUUCAGCACCCUCCAGUUUCAGAGGAGUGAUGCAAAGCACCGGAGCGAGAGCCCUGGGCGGAUCCGGCACCUCGUCCACUCUGUCCAGAAGCUGUUUGCCAAGUCCCAGUCUCUGGAGGGCCCCACCAAAGGCAACGUGAAUGGCAAGAAGGGUGCAGAUGACCCCAAGCAAAACCGGAGGAGCAAGAGCAAAGACCGAGCAAAGACCUCCGAGCCCAAGCGCAGGACCAGAUCCAACAUAUCAGGCUGGUGGAGCUCAGAUGACAACUUAGACAGCGAUACCUGCAGUUACCGCAACCCAAUGGGCCUCAUGACGCUGGGCCGGCAGCCGGACCACAGCCAGCCAAAGUAUUUCAUGCAUGCUUACAAUACCAUCAGCGAGCACAUGCUGAAAUCCUCCAAGAGCAAUAACGACCUCAAGGUCACCCCUUGCACCAAUAUCCCCAUCAACAAUGACUCCAACUACAUUAAGAGGGGCUCCUGGUCCACACUGACACUCAGCCAUGCCCGUGAAGUGUGCCAGAAGGCCUCCGCCACGAUCGACAAAGCCUUGCUGAAAUCCAAGUCCUGCCAUCAAGACUUGGCCUACCACUACCUGCAGGUGCCUCAGGGGGAGUGGAACAACACGCUGUCUCGGGACAAAGACAGUGAGAUCCCGUGCCGGCGCAUGCGGAGCGGGAGUUACAUCAAAGCCAUGGGGGAUGAUGACAGUGAAGACUCAGAAACCAGCCCCAAACCAUCCCCGAAAACUGCAGCUCGGAGGCAGAGUUACCUCAAGGCCACCCAACAGUCCCUGAGUGAGCAGAGCACCACACAAAGGAGCCUGGACCGCCUGGACUCUGUCGAGAUCCUCCUACCUCCGAAGUUCCCAACCUGGGAGGAAGAAUACAACCAGAUCUCUGACAGCAUCAACGAGUCCAGUUGCAUCACCCAGAUCUUUGGACCCCCCUCACUUAUCCCUCAGAUAUUUACCCAUGGAGAGCAGGCGCCAGAGCCGGAGCUGGGGGAGCAGUACGAGGCAGUCUGCGACUCU
Messenger RNA from Leptosomus discolor (cuckoo roller), 1383 nucleotides. Lineage: Eukaryota; Metazoa; Chordata; Aves; Leptosomiformes; Leptosomidae. The record is from RefSeq and is a predicted model, not a curated record.